This is a messenger RNA of Diorhabda carinulata, 1980 nucleotides long. RefSeq names its product mRNA-capping enzyme-like. The transcript is spliced from 3 exons. NCBI's taxonomy places the organism in Eukaryota, Metazoa, Arthropoda, Insecta, Coleoptera, Chrysomelidae. Gene Ontology annotation, biological process: dephosphorylation; 7-methylguanosine mRNA capping. The record is from RefSeq and is a predicted model, not a curated record. Bases 1303 to 1890 code for a protein of 195 amino acids. Gene Ontology annotation, molecular function: protein tyrosine/serine/threonine phosphatase activity; mRNA guanylyltransferase activity.
AGUACUUGAUCAUGCAUGCUAUGAAGAUAGCGUUCCAACAGUAUCAAGUUGAAAUAAUGAACAAAAAGUUUUACGUUCCAGCAACAAAUUGAAUAUGUUCAGUAGUAGUUGGAGUGAUUGAUCUAUGAUUGGAGUCGAAGAAAAAUUAUUUAGAAUAAAUGUUGGAGCAUAUGAAUCCACGCAUUUAAACGUGUAUCGUGUAUCUUAUUUGGUUGUAAUUUUUUUUAAGGUGGAGAUAGAGUAUUUAGUCAGUAUUGGAGAUGAAAGUGAAUAGUCGGUGAAACUAUAUAAAAACAAAAAUGAUCAUUUUUCUAUAGCCGAACGCAGUAAAUAUUUAGAGAUGGAUGUCAAAUUAUUACCGAAUGUUCCUAUUGAUCAAAAGCUUUGGCGCAAAUUUUCAUUUAUUGAAUUAAUUUUUUUUUUUCGAUAUAUGAUAGUUUUUUUGUAAAUAUCUGCAAUGUUUUUUUUUGGUUGGUUAUUUCGAGCUGAAAUUGAUAUAAAUUAAAAUAAAUGCAUCUAAAUGUUCUUGAUUUUAGGUCUUCUCUGUUUCAAAAUUAGUUUUUUUUGAUAGUUUUUAAAAGAAAGAUAAAUUUUUACGUUCCGACUUUUCUUUAAGUCUUUAUCAAAAUAUGAUAUUGACAAUGACAAUUUGCUUAUUUAUAUUGAUCUAUAGAUCACCUUCAUCAUGAAUAUCAAAAUAAGGAUAAAAUCAACUUAGAACUUUGUACCAAUAAGAAAAAAUAAUUUUUCCUUGGUUCACACAUCUCAAAUAUAUUAAACUUAUUAGAAUUCACAAAAUAGGGCUAUAAAUUUUACUUAAAUUAUCUAGAUAUUUCUUAUCAUUUAUAACUUUUUCUUAAUAUAUUGAAGAAAUUAAAAUAAAUAUGUAUUAUCAUCAGCUGCAGGUCCGUCAAAGCUAUAUACAUAAUAUAAUUAGAAAACGGCUGAAGUGCAAAAGCUACGAGGUUUUUUUGUAAAAAUAUUUUUAAAAAUCCAAAAUGCAAGGAGUAUAUAAUUAUUUACCCAACUAAAAACGGAUCCAUGAGACCAUGUGGUCGCCAGAAAUUUAUAUUUUUUCGGAAUCGUACCAUCAGAAAGUAGACAUUAGGUAUAUAUUAUUCCUACGAUACUCAAAUCGUUUACGAUAAAUAAAAACCCGAACCAGUUAGAAAUCAAGCAUGCGCGUAUUAAACCGAAUAAGUCGUGAAACAUCUAAAUAUGGGUGAUCUGCAUAAGCGUUUAUAUAUAACAUAUUGAAACUGACCUAUUACUUUGUGAGAAAUAUAUACCUUCAUUUUUAUAAUGGGAAGAAGGAAUAGCAUUCCAAAAGGAUGGCUACACUGUCCCCAAAAUGGUAAACGCCUCAUUGCAGACAUUUUUAUGCCUUUGAAAACACCUUUAUCUCGUAGAUACAACGUUUCUCCUAAAGAUGAGUACCCCAUACAAGAAAUUUUCAAAAGAGCCAAAUAUAAUAAGGUUCACAUUGGUCUCUGGAUAGAUUUAACAAACACAGAUAGAUAUUACAACAAAGAAGAUAUUGAACAUAUGGAUUGUCAGUAUGUGAAAUUAAGUUGCCCUGGACAUGGUGAAUGUCCUUCUAAAAACAUUACAAAUGAAUUUAUCUCUAUAUGUCAUCAAUUUCAUAAUAAGAGACCUGAUGACUGUAUAGCAGUACAUUGUACACAUGGUUAUAACCGAACAGGAUUUUUAAUAGCUUCAUAUUUAGUAGUGAAACUUAACUAUGAUGUUAAGUUUGCUGUGAAAGAAUUUGCAUAUUCAAGGCCGCCUGGAAUAUAUCGAGAAAACUAUAUAUUAGAACUGUUUAGACGAUAUGGUAAAGUUUCUAAAGCACUACCGCCUCCACCUUUACCACACUGGUGUGACCGAUAAAGUGUAACUGAUUUCAUUGUACAUGUACAAUUGGGAGUCCAGCUAAUAAUGUUUGGAAUUGAUCAAAGAAAUAAAAAUAUGCGUAAUUCA